Molecule: messenger RNA, 623 nt
Organism: Fulmarus glacialis (Northern fulmar)
Lineage: Eukaryota; Metazoa; Chordata; Aves; Procellariiformes; Procellariidae
Product: FACT complex subunit SPT16-like
Exons: 4
Biological process (GO): transcription elongation by RNA polymerase II; positive regulation of transcription elongation by RNA polymerase II
Cellular component (GO): FACT complex
Molecular function (GO): nucleosome binding
Source: RefSeq, a predicted model, not a curated record
ACGUGGCUGUUCGGCUACGAGCUGACGGACACCAUCAUGGUGUUCUGCGAGGAGAAGAUCCUCUUCAUGGCCAGCAAGAAGAAGGUGGAGUUCCUCAAGCAGGUGGCCCACAGCAAAGGCGGGGAGAGCGCCAACGGCGUCCCCACCAUCACCCUCCUCGUGCGGGAGAAGAACGAGAGCAACAAAGCCAACUUUGAGAAGAUGAUCGAAGCUUUGAAGGCCAGCAAGGGCGGGAAACGCAUCGGCGUCUUCAGCAAGGACAAGUUCCCCGGUGACUUCAUGAAGAGCUGGAACGAUUGUCUCAGCAAGGAGGGCUUCGAGAAGGUGGACAUCAGCGCCGUGGUGGCCUACACCAUGGCGGCCAAAGAAGAUGGCGAACUCAACUUGAUGCGCAAGGCGGCCACCAUCACCUCCGAGGUCUUCACCAAGUUCUUCAAAGAACGGGUGAUGGAGAUCGUUGACGCCGAUGAGAAAGUCCGACACAGUAAAUUGGCCGAGUCGGUGGAGAAGGCCAUCGAGGAGAAGAAGUACCUGGCGGGUGCCGACCCCUCGGCGGUGGAGAUGUGUUACCCACCCAUCAUCCAGAGCGGGGGCAACUACAACCUCAAAUUCAGCGUCGUCAG